Cyprinodon variegatus (sheepshead minnow) is the source of this 992-nucleotide messenger RNA. RefSeq names its product plasma kallikrein-like. The record is from RefSeq and is a predicted model, not a curated record. The coding region runs from base 98 to 961 and encodes 287 amino acids. The transcript is spliced from 8 exons. Gene Ontology annotation, biological process: proteolysis. Gene Ontology annotation, cellular component: extracellular region. Lineage: Eukaryota; Metazoa; Chordata; Actinopteri; Cyprinodontiformes; Cyprinodontidae. Gene Ontology annotation, molecular function: protein binding.
UCAGACUGUGUAAACAAACCGCCCUUUGACUGCUUUAUAUUUGCUGAACUGGUUCUUUUAAAAGCUGAGAGAGCUCUGAAGGUAUCUGCAGUAAAAGAUGGAAAAGUAUUCUAUUCUGGUUGGCCUGCUAAUAGCCAGCAGCUUCUCCUUCAUUAAAGCAUACAGGGAUGGACUUCUGGAGAACAUUGAUUUUCCAGGGUCAGACAUAACCUUCCUUUACUCUCCUUCUGUUGAGCACUGUCAGAGGCUGUGCACAGAGCACCACUCAUGCCUCUUCUUCACUUUUAUUCGACCCGACUGGACCAGAGACAACAGGCACUUUUACUGGUACAAGUGUCACCUUAAAUUCAGCUGGAACAUCCCAAGGACUCCUAUCGUAGAAAAAAAGACUGGAGUCACAUCUGGAUUUGCCCUAAAAACUAAACAGACUCAAGAAUUCCCCACAACAUGUCAGCAACAGCUCUUUCCAAACACUGAUAUCCCAGGAAGCAACAUUGAGAAGCUGAAGUCUGUUUCUCCUGAACACUGUCAGGUCCUGUGUUCUGCUAACCCACAGUGCACCUACUUCUCUUUCAGCAGUGACGACUUUAGUUGUUAUUUAAAGAAUAAUCAAAGAGUCUUGACAGCUAAACCAAAAAAAGGAACCACAUCAGGAAUACCUGCACGCUUCUGUCAGCUUGAUGAUAACUGGGUCAAGCAGCUUUACCAAGGUGUUGAUUUCCGGGGCUCUGACUUUGAAAAAGAGUUGAUGGAUGAUGCAGAGCUCUGUCAGAGGAAAUGUGAUGAAGACGCCACCUGUCAGUUCUUCACCUACGUGGAUCAAACCUUCUCUGACAGUGCAUAUUGGCGGCGCUGCUAUCUCAAGAGAGUCAUCACCAUGCCAGCGCCUCCUAGAGUCAACAAAUUACACAACGCUGUGUCUGGCUUCAACCUGAGGAAUUGCCAGGGAGUAUUUGUUUGAAAAAUACAAAAGGUUUGAAAAUAAACUUAUG